Molecule: messenger RNA, 633 nt
Organism: Chrysochloris asiatica (Cape golden mole)
Lineage: Eukaryota; Metazoa; Chordata; Mammalia; Afrosoricida; Chrysochloridae
Gene: CUTA
Product: cutA divalent cation tolerance homolog (E. coli)
Exons: 6
Coding region: 79-543 (154 amino acids)
Biological process (GO): response to metal ion
Molecular function (GO): copper ion binding
Source: RefSeq, a predicted model, not a curated record
UCUGAUGUCACAAGGUGCGCGCGCUUUUCUUAUCACGUGACUGCAGCCCAGGCCGCGCUGCUCCUGUCGCUUCUUUGGAUGCCGGCACUGCUACCUGUAACCUCCCGCCUUCUGUUGUUACCCCGAGCCCUGUUCUCCAUGGCCUCUCGAAGUGCCCCAUCCCAAUCAUCCCCGACUUCGGACUCUGGCUAUGUCCCUGGCUCGGUUUCAGCAGCCUUUGUCACCUGCCCUAAUGAGAAAGUCGCCAAGGAGAUCGCCAGGGCUGUGGUGGAGAAGCGCCUAGCAGCUUGUGUCAAUCUCAUCCCGCAGAUUACAUCCAUCUAUGAGUGGAAAGGAAAGAUUGAGGAGGACAGUGAGGUGCUGAUGAUGAUUAAAACCCAAAGUUCCUUGGUACCUGCAUUGACAGAAUUUGUUCGUUCUGUACAUCCUUAUGAAGUUGCUGAGGUGAUUGCAUUGCCAGUUGAACAGGGGAACUCCCCCUAUCUGCAUUGGGUUCGCCAGGUCACAAAGCUCAUUUCUGACUCCAGCACUGUCCUACCAUGAGUAGCCCUGUCCUCACCAUGAUCCCCUCAUAUACAUCAGUGUCCUCUGAUUGCCAGGUGAUGACUGGGCCCUCAAUAAAUCCUAUCUUUG